GAGGUUUGGAGGAGGGAGAUGGGCGGAGCUUAGCGUCUGGGGUUUCGGUUGGUCGGGAGUGACGUAUCCGGAGCCGCUUCCUGGUGUGUCUGCUGGCUGGGAAGAGGAGAGGGAGACUGCGGUGUUGUUAGUUUGAACAAAAUGGCUGCGAGAUCACUGUCAACGAGAGCUCACUGAACGCCUACCAUGAGUGUCCGCUCCGCUGUCUGGAUCCACACAGAAUGUAUUUCCUCGGAGUCGCUACUCACUCUCCAUUCGCGGUAGCCAGCCCUUCACCAGUCGUCCAACCGGCGACUUAAACUAAAAAGAAAAAAAAAACAUUUCUUUUUGCACUUUAAAACAAGUUGGCUGGCUGGCUGCUGGCUCACGGCCGUCGGCUUGCUCAGCGAGAACUCAACGGCGAUUUUUUUUUCAACGAAAACUGCCUGAAUUCUCCGUUUUGCAACACCUCGUAAUGGUCGACGACUAAAACGCCAACCAGCUAACGUUAGCUUAUAUAAUUUAGCUGCUUUUAAAAGUCAUUGUAUUCGUGUUCGUUUUUUUUGUUUUUGUUAUUAGUGGUGCUUCGCCCCCUUCCCCGCCCCCCGGUCUAUCGUGACGUUUUAACAAAACAUUUUUUGGCGAUUACAAUUUCAAUUUUUUUUGAUAGAUAUAUUUUUUGCUCAAAGCAGAAAUUACCGUACUUGCUGUGUGUAUAUCUGGCUGAGUAGCCGUUGUUUACCUCGGUAUCUUGUCACCAAGCUGCUUCAGCGGCAGCAGUCGGCUUAUGUACCAAGUCUGACUUUAAUUGCGACUAAAUGUCUGCUCCAUCUCUUUACGGGUAACUUUAGAAAAGACAUCGGAGAAUGCUUUUCUGCGUAUUUUUUUCUGCCAUGUAUCAACUCUUAACUGAAAGCUGCCAAAGCUGUGAUUAACACAAGCUGAUCGAAGCUAGCAACAGAAGAAAGAGAACCAUUUGAUGGAAGAAAAGAAAAAGAAAAAACAAGAAGAAAAGACUAAGAAGGACGUUGCGCAGAAAAAGACUGCUGAUCAGAAACCCAAAGUGCCAGAGCCUGCUCCCAUUAAGCCCAGUCCCGGCCCAUCCCUCCACCCCGCCAGCCCCACGCUGCCCCUCUCUUCCUCCUCCUCCUCCUCCUCUUCUGGCAAUGGCAAGCGCGCUUCCUGCAGUAGCCAGCUCCCGACUCAGACUCCCCCUCAGCAGCAGUGCCAGUUGUCCUCUGCCAGUGCUCGCUACCCGCCCAGAGAGGUGCCCCCACGCUUCCGUCAGCAGGAGCACAAACAGCUACUGAAGAGAGGCCAGCCACUGCCUGCAGGAGCCCUCAGCGCUCUCACUCUCUCCUCCUCCUCUUCCUCCUCCUCUUCACCCUCAUCAUCUUACUCUUCCUCUUCUACGAGUACCAGCAGCACUACCCCAAACUCUGCCACGUCCACUGCGGGCAACCACCACUCAGACAUAUCUCUUCAGAGUGGCCCUGGUGCCCAGUAUGAGACCUCUCAUUGGGGAGCCUCUGUACCAGUUGAAAGCCCAUCCAGUGCCAACAGCUGGGACAAAGUGAUUAUUGACGGAAGUGACACAGAAGCUUGGCCCUCCAUCAGUAGUGACCCCAGCCACCCUGCAACACCAGAAUGCCCCUUGGGCUCAGCUAGCUCUAACCAAGACACCAGUGCUGUCACUACUACCAGUAGGAGCAGUUUUCUGAGUAUGGCCACAGGUGCCGCAGGCCAGCAGGCCCACUAUCCUUCCCUCAAAUCUAACAAUAACAUGAUGACAGGACCUGGAUCAACCAACGUAUUGGCAAGUAGUAGAGGCUGGGGCUCAGAUGGAAAACAAGAUAGCAUGAAUGGUGGCCGAGGAGCACCCAAUAAUUGGGGCUCUCCCAAUUUUAACUUGAACCUCAACCCUAAUGCCAACCCUUCUGCCUGGCCUGUUCUAGGCCAUGAGGGUGGUGGAGGUGGCAGCAUUGGCCCCAAUGGGGUGUCCAAUUCUUCAUCCCUCCCGCCGGGUAUAAAUGGCAAUGGAAACAUGGGGAAUGGGAGUCUGGGAAAUGCUGAUAAUGGUGGGGGAGGUUGGGCUGGCAUGAUAAGUGCUAACGAAAAUGAUCAGCAGCACCCUUCAACCAACACAAACUUGUCCUUCAAUAUGGAGCCUGCUAACCGUAACACUGACGGACCAAACCACACUAAACAACAGCAACAAGCUCAGGAGCCUAUGAGCCCUAUCCAUGGCUUAACUGGCUGGGGAGGCCAGUCACCCACUGAAUCAUCCCAGCUCAAUGGGGACACAACAGGCAGCUCUGUAUGGGGUAGUGGAGAAACCAAGGCAGCUGAAUCCCCUAAGGACUCAGGCUGGGACUCAACUCCCUCCGGAGGUCUUUCUGCCUGGGGCCGCCAAGGCAGUGGUGGAGGGAGUAGUGGAAGUGGUGGCUGGGGUGACUGGGGAAAAUCCUCUAGUGGUGGAGAUGCAUCUAAAGGCUGGGACUCAGUAGAUGCUGGCAGUUCUGGCUCCGGCCAGGAGCCGCAACUUAGCUCAUGGGGCCAGCAGCCUGGAACAGCCCCAGCAAGUGAGGAUAGUGGGGACAGUAGUGAAGGUCGAUCAAAUCGCAGAGACAGACCCUCCAGCGUGGAAUUUGCCCCCCUGCUACCCCGGCAGGACUUGGACCCUCGAGUGCUGAGUAACUCGGGUUGGGGACAGACCCCCAUCCGACAGCACACUGUAUGGGAGAUGGAAGAAGCCAGCUCUAAUGAUGGGAAGAGCAGCAGCAGCUCAGACACUUUAGGAGCCCCCAGCUCUAAUAGUGGACCCUCAUCAAGCAAUGGAGGUACCAUUAACCCUAACAUGGGUCCCGGUCAGAGGCCUGGCUCUGGAGGAAAAAAUGACAGUGAAGGAUCAUCCUCUGGCUGGGGAGCCCUCCACCUCAGCCAACAGACUGGAUCAGGAUGGGGGGAUCCCCCCCAGUCACUCAGCAAAGCCCCAAAUGGCACUACAAGUGGCUGGGGAGAUCCUUUGCCUACCAAUGGUCCUAAAAGUGGGGGCACACCAUCCUGGGGUUCUGAGGACAAGUCACCCAGCUGGGAUCAAGGCCUAAUGAAAAGCCAGCCAACUAGCUGGGGAGAGGGCCCUAAAAACUCCCAUGGUUGGGGCAACAAUAAUGGGGGCACCAAUGGCACCAGCACAGGGGACUGGGGAGAGCCAGAUGUCAAGAACAAUGGGUCCUCCAGCAGCAUGUGGGAAGGUGACGGAGGUAAUGGAGGAAGUGGUGGCUGGAAGGAAAGCCCAAGAGGAGGAAAUAGAGGAGGAAACUGGGGUAAACCUGCUCCUGCUGUAAAUAACAGCAACUGGGGGGAGAGCCCACGUGCCAAUGGCCCAUUGCAGGGAGGCUGGGGUUCUUCCAAGCCUCAGGAAAGCAGCAGCAGCAGCAGCACAGGCAGUGGAGGAGGUGGCAGCAUUGGUUCUUGGGGUGGUCCUGGUUCUGUAAAGCAAAGCAACUCUGGUUGGGGAAAUGUCAGCAAGCAGGAUCAAAGCAUGGAGCCUACUGGCUGGGAAGAGCCUUCUCCUCCUUCCAUCCGCAGGAAAAUGGAAAUUGAUGACGGAACUUCCACCUGGGGCGAUCCCAACGCCUACAGCAAGACUGUCAAUAUGUGGGAUCGUAACAACCCCAACGGUAACCCAAGCAACGGCGGGCCACCUCCCAAUAAGAAUGGUGGAAUGAUUAUGCCCAACAAUAACAACAAUCACUCUGUUGUCCCCGGCAACAACAAUCACCAUCACUCUCACCACAUACACCACCAUCCCCACCAUGGUCAGCCCUCAACCAUGCAACACCAUGGAAACAACAAUGGAUCACCCAACAAUACCACUUCACAUCCAGGUGCUGGCCCCCAGGGUAGACCCCCCCUCGCCAACCCAGGUUGGGGAGAACUUCCCAGUGUUCAGCCCAAGUCAGAGCCUGCUUGGGGAGAGCCAGCAGCUCCAACAUCCACUGUGGAUAAUGGUACCUCUGCCUGGGGCAAGCCCCCAGGUGGGGUCGGAGGAUGGGGAGAUGGUGGCCAUGAGCCCUCUGGCCCUUAUGGCAGAGCCAAUGGACCCCCAGGUUCUGCACCUUGCAAGCCAGGCCCCAAACCUAUGCAAGAUGGCUGGGGAAGUGGAGGAGAGGAGAUGGGUAUGUCCACUGGCCAGUGGGACACUGAGGAUGGGGAUGUAUGGAACAGUCCCACCUCCCAGGAGAGCAGCUCCUCCUGCAACUCCUGGGGCAAUGGACCCAAGAAGUGCCCAAGCAAGGGGAAGAUGGGUACCAAGCCAGAUGAGGCUUGGAUCAUGAACCGUCUCAUCAAGCAGCUCACUGACAUGGGCUUUCCGAGAGACCCUGCUGAGGAUGCAUUGAAGAGCAACAAUAUGAACCUUGACCAGGCCAUGACCGCCCUGUUAGAGAAGAAGACGGACCUGGACAAGCGGGUCAUGGGCAUAUCUGAUUACAGCAAUGGCAUGAACAAGCCUCUUGUGUGUCGGCCCUCUGCACUCUCCAAAGACCCCUCCGACCGCACCACCUUUCUCGACAAGGAUGGUGUCCUGUCAGAUGAUGCCCCCCCAUCACCAUUUCUGCCUUCCCCCAGCCUGAAGCUCCCCCUGGCCAACAGUAGCCUUCCUGGGCAGGGUUUGGGACAGGGCAAUCCGGGACUGGCCAUGCAAAACUUGAACAACAGACAGAUACCCAGUGGAAUGUUUGGCAGUAGUGGAGCAGCACAAACCCGGGCCAUGCAGCAGCAGCCUCCUCAGCCACCAGUGCCACCUCUCAGCUCCUCCCAGCCUAGUCUACGUGCUCAAGUGCCUCAGUUUCUCUCCCCUCAGGUCCAAGCACAGCUCUUGCAGUUUGCAGCAAAAAACAUUGGUCUGAACCCUGCACUUUUAACCUCACCAAUAAACCCUCAACAAAUGACCCUGUUGUACCAACUUCAGCAACUGCAAAUGGCGUACCAGCGUUUACAAAUCCAGCAGCAGAUGAUGCAGGCGCAACGCAAUGUUUCCGGCCCCAUUAGACAACAAGAGCAGCAAGUUGCACGUACAAUCACCAACAUGCAGCAGCAGAUCCAGCAGCACCAGCGUCAGCUGUACCAGGCGCUGCUGAUGAAGCAGCAGCAACUUCCCUCUCAUUCCUCCUCUUCCUCCUCCUCGUCCGCUGGUCUGCAUCCCCCCGGUGGCCCUGCUGGAGGCCCUGGCUCCGGCAAAUCAACCCUGGACCCCUUCACAGGCCCACACCAGGCUCCGGGCCUCUCCGACACACUGCACACCAAAGAGCCGCCGUCUUCGCCCAACGCCUACAGCACCUACCCUCUCUCUGGACUGAAUCCAAACAUGAAUGUAAACUGCAUGGAGGUUGGGGGUCUGUCCCUGAAGGAGCCCCCUCAGCCCCAAUCUCGCCUGUCCCAGUGGACACACUCCAACUCCAUGGACAACCUCUCUGGCAACUCUUCAAAUUUGGAGAACAACCUCAAUAAACACGGUGCCAUAUCUGCUGCCUCUUCCCUGGUCCCUCCAGGGAAGCCUCCCCAGAUGGAGGACUCAUACAGCCCUUACAAUCUAAUCUCCAGCUCUGAGUCCCCCACCAGCCCCCUGGUGCCCCCUGAUAGCUGGGGCCAGGGAAAGAGCCCUAAUGAAAAGAUCUCCAAUGGAACCAACAUUAACUGGCCCCCAGAGUUCUGUCCAGGGGUGCCAUGGAAGGGCCUUCAAAACAUUGACCCUGAGAAUGACCCCAAUAUGACCCCUGGCAGCGUGCCUAGCGGUCCCACCAUCAACACCAACAUCCAUGACGUCAACCGAUACCUGCUGCGAGACAGGAAUGGAGGUAAACUGUCUGACCUGAAAUCCACCUGGUCCCCAGGACCCAUCUCUCAGAGCCAAGCCUCUCUGUCCCACGAGCUGUGGAAAGUCCCUCAGGGGCCGCGCAACACCACAGCACCAUCCCGGCCCCCACCAGGCCUCACCAACAACAAGCCCUCCUCCACAUGGGGAGGAAACUCACUGGGCUUGGCCCAAGGUUGGAGCGGCUCCUACUCCUCUGAGGGAACCACAUGGAGUACUGACAGCUCAAACAGGACCAGCAGCUGGCUGGUGCUGAGGAAUCUCACCCCACAAAUUGAUGGUUCUACUCUGCGGACGCUGUGCAUGCAGCAUGGCCCCCUGAUCACAUUCCAUCUCAACCUGACCCAGGGGAACGCUGUGGUGCGCUACAGCUCCAAGGACGAAGCUGCCAAGGCCCAGAAGUCCCUGCACAUGUGUGUGCUUGGAAACACCACAAUCCUGGCAGAGUUUGCCGGUGAGGAGGAGGUGAACCGCUUCUUUGCACAAGGCCAGUCGCUAGGGGCAAACACCACGAGCUGGCAGGCCAACCCAGGAACCAAUCAAAGCCGGAUGGGCGGAGCAGCGCAGUCCCACUCUAUUGGCCAGUGGAGCAGCGGUGCCGGUGGAGGCAAGACCAGCGGAGGCGACCUGCUGUGGGGCGGGGUGCCACAGUACUCCAGCCUGUGGGGGCCGCCUAGUGGAGAGGACGCCCGUGUGAUUGGGAGCCCCACUCCCAUUAACACCCUGUUGCCUGGAGAUCUGCUGAGUGGGGAGUCCAUGUAGGAUGAUGCCACGAUACACUAACCAACCAACCCACCGCCACCUCGUCAUGUAAGCUAAUGGUGGAGGGUGGGGUGGGGAAAAGAAAAAAAAAAAAAGAAGCGCAAAACAAAAAAAAAAUUCAUUAUGAACAGGAGCAAAACCCAAGCAAAUCAUGUGGCGAUAAUCAGUAUCAAUUUGAACUGUUUUGAACUGUGAAUUGUGAAUCAGAAGACUGGGGUCCCUACCACACAGACUGCAGACCUCAGUGCUUCUGUUUUACUUUGGUCCUUUUUUUGUUUGUUUGGUUUACCGUUUUUGAGGAAAAAAAAUACUUUUCUUUUCCUUUUGGUAUUUUUGAAAUGCAUCAUCUGAAAAAAAAAACUGAAAUGAGACGCAACACAAAGGAACCUUUGAAGUGUUUUUAGUUUUCCAUCAGUAUACAUUACAUUCUGUGUGAAGUGUUUUUAGGAGAAGCAAUCAAAGCUGCCAUCUGAGACUUUCCUUUUCCCUCCAAAAAACAACAAAAAAAAUCAUCCCAAAAUAAGACUUAAAGUGACCAUUCCCAGCAUAUCCAUGGCCAAUGAUGUUGUUCAAAUACCUUUACUAGUUAUGUUCAUGUUUGUUUCUCAGCACUAAUAUUAGCCUUAAGUGCUCUCUGGCCCAGGUCCUUCUUAAGCCGCCUUUUUUAGUUUGUUUUCUAACUGAAGAAAUAGCUGAAAUCUUGCACAGUUUCACCUCUGAGCCAGCAAGUGGUACAGGACAUGACUGGUGACCAACGCGGUCACUGGGCAGUAAGAAGGCCGAGCCACGUGACUGGCACUACCAAUCAUCUGCUUAAUUCUUUUCAUUUGUCUCAAAGGGAUUGACACAGCUGUAAAAUGUUCUCUUUUUUUAGGUUGAAAUCUAAGCAGAUUUUUGACAUCUAUCACAACAGAUAAGCUGAGAGAGAAUUAUUUGUCAACCAUGCUGCGUGUGUUUGCUUUCUAUGGUUAUGUAUGUCCGGUGGCACCUAAUCAUUGACAUCUUCAAGCCCAGAUCCUUCUGGUCACCUUAACUUGGAACCCAGGUGUUUACUGGUGCUUUGUCGAAUUUUCUAUUGUCCGAUUUGUUAUGAAGCCCAGCAGCCACUAUGGCUAGCCAAUUUUCAGAGUUUAAAAAAAAAAACGCAAUUUUUCUUUAGAGUUACAUUGUGCAAUAUACACCAUAGACCUUUUUUUCCGUCCAUACUCGAUGUCCACCGGAAACCGUUAUGUUUUUUGAUCGUUGCUGAUUUCAGCAAAAAGACUUUGGAACUUCAAAACACCUUACCCCUUUUCAAAACUUGGAUUCCUUCCAGGCCACCAAUCUCUCUGAAACUGUUGGGAAAAAUCUGCAAAGAGGAAGAAGCAGCUGUUGAAGUGUGCAUGCGGCAAACUGUACUGAAAAGUGACACUGGGUACACAACAAUGCACACUUCCUCUCUGCGUGCCACAGCCACACCCAACAGAGACUGAAACCACAGUGGGAUUGGAUGGUCCUGGGUAUCUGGCACAAUACCAAAUAAGAGGGGUUUCUCCUAAUGCAGUAGACCUACGAGUGUUCCUUGCGUUUGGUACUGUACAAACAGAAGAGACUAAGACUUUUAUAAAUUCAAAGGGUUUUAUCAUAGCACUUAUGAAGAGCAAAUCGCUUCAACUGCAAUCCAAUAAAUCAAAAAAAAGGAGCAGCAAAAACAUUGAAAACGGAAAAAAAAAAGCUCUUAUGUACUGUAUCUAUUCCAUGGAAAUGUGUGUGGCGUUGUUCCUCUGGUAGCAGGAUGAAGGGAAACAAAACUGAAAUGUACCAUUGGACUUUGGGGGAAAAAAACUGCAGUCUCAUUUUUUUUUCCUUCUUUGAACUAUAUCAAAGUGAAUAUCACUGUUACUCCAAAAUCGUUAGCCUUGUUCUGUUUGGAGGCACUAGACUUGCAAUGUCAGCUGUCUCUGACACCCGCUGGCCAGUCACCCAGUCAGUCAGUGGGUGAGUCAGAGUGGGGUGGGGUGGGGUGGGGGAGUGUCCACUGAGUGCCUCUUUGCUGUGGUCUCCUGGGUGUCAGGCGGCAGCCCCACAGCACAGCACUUCCUCCUGGGCUCCACUUGACCCUUCCUCAGUCUGGCAAGAAAAACAGCUCCUCCAGGACUGACCAAUCACGGUUCUCUGCCACACGCGGCAUCUCCACUGGGGGCCCACCACCACUCGACCCUGCUGUCGUCCUGCCCUCUCCCCCCAUCUCUCAGUUCUUUGACACAAAGAUCACUUUAGCUGGAAGAAGUAAUAGUCAUAUUUCUGGAAUUUUUGCCAGUUGUACUUUGUAUUUUUUGAAAAAGAUCAUUUGACUUUAUUUUUUUCUCAAUGUGUUAUAUUGUUGUUUUUGUCUACAUGCAGUGGUCUACAAAAUACUGGCUGCUGAACUAGCCCUUCACUGUUCAUAUGCAGAAACACUUUGGUCAGAGGUGCCUCUGUAUGUUCAUCCUGUGUAUUGAAUGCAAAAUGAGGAUCAAUACUACAGACCGUUAUUGAUUGUCUAUUUGUUUUUAACUGAUCAUGCUUUUGUGUUUGACAGUAUUCUGUAGUACUUCUAGGUAGUAACUUGAGAUGUGUAAGAAAAAACAAAACAAGAAAAAAAAAAAUGACGGUGUCUCAGACAGGGAUGUGGGUGUUUGUCGCUCUGAGCUGCUCCGCCUGCCCGCAGGCUGUCCCCCCUUGCCCUUUGCCUAGCUGCUACGCUAUAACCUCCUCUCCUCCUCCACCUCAACCAGACCCAGUAGCCCUCCCCUGACCAGGCACCAACAGGCCCUCGUAUCUGUUUCUAUGCAAAAGACUAGAGGCUGGGGCCCUUUACAGCAUGCCAGACCUGACUCGGGAAUGAGCACUCCUCCCAGAGCUUGGCGUUCCCAUCGUGGCACACCAAUUGUCCCCCGUGCUCUCCUGUCAGCACGUCAAAAUGGCCGCAGUUUCUGUAAAGUCAGGCUAAGCCACCAGAACACUGUCAGAUACUAAAGUCAGAACACUUUAUCAUAGGUCGGCCUUUUCUCUCUGCGCUGAAGACACUUCUGUCCAGCUCGAUCUCAGGGUAGGGGAGUUGAUGAUACCAAGUAUGAGAUGCAGCUCUCCGUAUCUGUCCUUUCUACUGUGAGAGCAUAGUCUUAAAUUUAAAGGCCAUCUGUGCAACAAUAUGUACAGACCUCAUGCCUCGAAACUGAAUCCUUAUUGGAAGGGGAAAGGCUGGUAUUGAAUCCUUUUCCUAACAGGUGGCCUAUUGUUACUGUUUGGGGGGAUAUUAUUGCAUGUAAAAGAUGCCAACAUAUUGUGCCAAUAUAAAUUUGCUGUGUCAUACUGUAUCUUUAUAAAGAGCGCUUCUGUUACCUGUUCGGAGGAGCUUUGAUAACCUUUGCGGAGGGUGCAGCGGGGGACAGGAGGGAUCAAACAGAAGGGCGGCAGCAUCACACCCUGGAAUGACUGAGAUUUUUUUAUGCUUUUGUGGGGAAUGCCCCAUGCUAAGGAGAAAAUCUUUACUCAGUUGGGGGUUCCAGUUUGCUACAGUGCACAGUUGAUGAUGGGUAAUCCCGGGUACAUAUUUUUUUAAAACCAAAAAUGAAAUCGCAUUUUAACGUCAUUUUUAUGAAGUUUGACAUAAAAAUCUUAAAAAUGCUAAAAAAUCUAAAUGGAAAAAAAAAAGAUCUAUAAUAUGUUAAAGCUCUGCACUUCUAGCUGAAACGUCUCCGGUCAUCGGCCUCUACUACCACCAUCUAACGGAGUAGAGCGGUGGCCGGGGUGCCUUUUUGUGGAUGCUGUAUUUAUCUCGUUUUAUGUUUGUGUCCUGCUCAAAGCGGGCCCACUGAACUGUACAUUUCCACAGACCCAGAUGGCUUGGGCCCACUGUAUCAGCCUCACUCUCCAGUUCUGCAGCAGCAGGACGGGAGAGGCACAUUUCAAGAGGUAUAAAGUCUUAAAAAAAAAAAAGUUAUUAAAAAAAAAUACAAGAAAACGGGAAAAGGCUACCUUUCAGGACUUGCAGUCCUGCAGCACACAAGCAAAAAUCACUAUUGCCUGUUUCUGUAACUGCCUUGAUCCAAGCUCAGACAGACCCAAUAGCCGAGGACCUCCCAGCAUCCUGUACUAACUGGAGAACCCUGACAGUGAAGGGGGUUUCCCAUGCUGCACCAGCAUCGAGAGGCUCUCCUCUCUACAGCUCUGUUCUAGAUAGCAGUAUAUAUGUAUACACCGCAUAUAAAUAUAUAUAUAUAUACUGUGAGUACGGUGUGUGGUAUCACCUCUUCAGACUUCUUGGAUCGUAACCUCAAACUUUUCAUUUUUGUUUGAAAGGUCUUGGUUUAAUACAACUGAAAAUGAGCAAUAUGUAUUUUCCCCGCAAAUAAGUGAUACAAAGGAAAGAAUUUGGGUCGGGUGUAAACUGAUACUUGAUUGACUGAAAGCUGCGUCUUUCGUAUACGGAGUUGGAUAUGCACGUUCUGGUUUUGAUGACAUAUUACAGUACUCUGAAGUGCUUGUACUGUAUAUGUGUGUAUUUGUUUGUUAAUUAGCCUGUCUAAAAGCCCAACGUGAAUCACCUGGUUUAAUGCAUAUUUUACCCAGUUGAUGAAAAAAAAAUCACAAACAUAUCAAAACUAAACAAAAUAUUGAACAGAAAUACUUGAAUCAUGGAGCGCCAAUAACAUAAUGUGAAGUCAGUAAUUCUUAUUUUUUGUUCUCUCCAUCUGACAGGUACACUUAGGGGCUUUUAGAGAAUAUCAAAUAUGUAAUGCAUUAAGUUACAAAUACAAAAUGUUUGAAAAAAAAAGUCAUCUUAGAUGUGUGCUUGAGAGUCAGAUGUUUGUAUGAAUGCGUGCUCAAGAAACUGUGUGUACAGGGCACAUGGCCUGCUGUUAGGUUCCACUCAGUGUGUUAUAUUUUGUGUCUGUUUUUACUUCUUUUUUUUUGGUCGUUCUGUCAAAAACUAUUCUGAUAGACAUUGUUUUCUUCUAACGUUGCACUGAGUGUCUUCUACCCCUCACUCAGCUAAUCGUAGGUAAACGAGUCUAAGUACGGAGGGGCGAUGGUGACAAUUCACGUGUACAUGUUUACUCAAGGACUUUUUUUUCAUUCUAUCUGUAAAAAGUUUAUCUACCUUAUAGUGGCUUUUAUUGUGGAAUAAUCCAAGACAAGGAUUAUCAUUAAGUAUUGCACCAUUUUGUUCCAAUUAUACAAAAACAAUGUAGAUUAAAAAAAAUUAAAAAAGAAAGAAGUACUAAAAAAAGUAAAAAACAAAAAAAGGCAAAAAAAACAACAACAAAGAACUGUGGCCAUAGAUAGCUGUAGAAGGACUAGUAAUCCCGACGUUAACUUCAUGGAGAAAUGGAAAGGGAUAGUGGAAAGUGUGGGAGGUGAGUUUGUUACAAGACUCAUUUCAGAGGUGCCUAUCUUUUCUGUUUUUGUUUUGCAAAAGCCACCUGUCGUUUACAAGCAUUUCAUUUGUCUGAAGUUCAAGGAAAUAGGAAUUUAUAACAGGAAUGUUGUUUAAACAAAAAGGACAAAUUUAAUCUUCCAUCAAAAAUGGACAUGAAAAUCUUGCAAAAUGAAGAUUUAUGCUACUUUCAGAACUCUGGGAUUGAUCAGUGUUGUGUCAUAUUUCAAUUUUUGAUUUCUCUUUCAGUGUCGAUAGACUAUCUCUGUAUGUAUCAAGUUGUGAUUUUAUUACUUCUGUAAUACUGCAAUGCAGUUUGCUCACUAUCUUGCACACUCAUAAAAGAUGUGGAUUUUGUCUCAGGAAGGCCAGGGUUCCAGAUACCAACUCCAUCAUUUCUUGGUUUAAUGUUUGUGUGAAAAAAAAAAAAAGCAACUGAAAACUAUUAAACUCCAAGCAAGCACUGAAGUUUGAGUUUAACAGAAUAUAGAAAGUACCAUUGUUUCUUUAAAACAACAAAAAAUGUUCGUAGCAAGUUACAUAUUUACCAAAUAAGACUGAGAAUCAACUUUGAGAAAAGUGGAGCGCUUUACAUGUGAAAUCUAAGUAGAAAUUGCUUUACAUUUAAACAAUGAUCAAUGGUUUGAUUGUCAAGAAGACAAAAAUGCAUUUGUAUGUUUUGUUCUUUUAAGUUUCCAUCCUGUAGUUCAGGAGCAUCGUGCAAGACUUUUUCUUUAUUUUUUUUUCCUUCUUUUAAAAUCAUCUCUCCUGUCUGUUAACAUGGCUGUUCCUGUAACAGGUAUUCAAUAGUUGAGAGAUUUCUUAACAUGUAACAGAUGGUUUUCAGAGGCAGGUUGAAGUGGAGGAAUAAAGCUGGUUUUUAAAGGAUCAUGAUCUAUGCACAAGUGGGAGGGAAGAGUCCAAACCCUGCUGCUGUACUGCAGGCGUUUGUCGACUCAGACUCUGGGGUUCAGGGUUUGAUGUAGGGUUGUUUUACUUUUUUUUUUUAUUUUUUUGUCUUUUGCUCAGAUUUCUUCCACUCCCCCCCACCCCAUCGUCAUCUAAUGUUUUAGCAAAACUUUACAUUGCGUCGUCAUGCUGUGUAAUCCUUAACCAAUGAGCGCUUAUCCUUCUGCUAAAGCACUGUGGGUUGUACUGAGAAAAAGCCCAUGACUUUUAAGGCUGUCUGUUUUUUAAGGGGAGGAGGGUGGGUGGGGGAGUGGGGGCACUUUGCCUUUGCCUUUCUCUUUACUUUGGGAAAAAGAAAAAAAAAACAUUAAGGAAAAAUGUCUGUAACUGAAAUACAAAGUUGUGGCUUUUAAUGUCGUUCUUUUUUCUCCUCAUAGAAUGUGAUUGUUAAAGACAUGCACCGGAAAAAAAAUGUUUCCAUUGACUAUGGAGCUUCUUUCGGACUAUAUUAAUAAAUUGCAAAUUUUCUUGGCUGUUA
Messenger RNA from Acanthochromis polyacanthus (spiny chromis), 13467 nucleotides. RefSeq names its product trinucleotide repeat-containing gene 6C protein-like. NCBI's taxonomy places the organism in Eukaryota, Metazoa, Chordata, Actinopteri, Pomacentridae. Gene Ontology annotation, cellular component: P-body; nucleoplasm. The record is from RefSeq and is a predicted model, not a curated record. Gene Ontology annotation, biological process: miRNA-mediated post-transcriptional gene silencing; positive regulation of nuclear-transcribed mRNA poly(A) tail shortening. Gene Ontology annotation, molecular function: protein binding; RNA binding.